GUGGGGGAUAGGAGGCGUGACUGGAGAUAAAGUUAUCAAAUCACGGCAGAGAUCCGUCACAAAAUAUAAACGAAUUUUGAAACAGCACUUCGUUAAGUUACAACUCUCGAACGUAAGCACUUUCUCUGUGAUUUGUCAAAAAAUACAAUGGAUACGUAUGAAAGUGUAUUACUUGUGAAAUCUGAAGUCUUUGUAUUUAAAAUACCGCCAAGGUCAACGAAUAGGGGUUAUCGAGCAGCUGACUGGAAUCUCCAAGAACCUACAUGGACUGGACGUAUGCGUCUUGUCUCUCAGGGAGACUCAAUUACUAUUAAAUUGGAAGAUAAAGUUACUGGAGAAUUAUUUGCAAAAUGUCCAAUUGAACAAUAUCCAGGAAUUGCAGUUGAACCAGUUACAGAUUCUUCUCGUUAUUUUGUUUUAAGAAUUCAAGAUGAUAAUGGAAGAUCAGCUUUUAUUGGUGUUGGAUUUUUGGAUAGAUCUGAUAGUUUUGAUUUAAAUGUUGCCCUUCAAGACCAUUUUAAAUGGCUGAGAAAUCAAGAACAAAUUGAAAAGGAAAAAGAUACACCAAAACAAGAAUUAGACCUCAGAUUUAAAGAAGGAGAAACAAUAAAAAUAAACAUGAAAAUUACUAAGAAGGAUGGUAGUGAAGUUACUGCUAAAGCAAAACAGCGUGCCAAUACAAACUUGGGUUUACCACCUCCACCAGGUGGUGUAAAAAUUGCACCACCACCCGCAAAAACUCCAACGUCAUCUCCUGCACACAAACCUGCUCAGAAUCAAAAUCAACCAAGUUCUGAAUGGGGAGAAUUUGCAAGUGCAUCACAGCAAUCUCAAACUCAACAACCACCAACAGUAGGAAAUGCCAGUUGGGUUCAAUUUUAACUUGCAAGGUGUAUUAAAAUUUAAUAUAGCAGUGCUGUAGAAUCAUAGACUAUAUAUGCAUAUUGUAAUUUGCAUAUUCACUGUGUGCACAUGUAUAUUAAUAUGCAUGCAUGUUGCAUAUAGAUAUCUUUUAAGGGUAAUUAUUGACAAAGAUGUUUCUAUGUACAUAGUGAAUAGUAAAUCAACUACAUAUAUUUUACUAUAUUAUGAUAUAGUAUUUACAUAUUUUUUAAAUUUAUAUUUUGAUUCAAUUAUAAAAUGAAUUAUAUCAAAAAGAGUUUCACUUGAAUUAAUGAAAUAUUCUGUUUAAGAAUUAACUAAAAUUCUUCAAUGGAACUUAUUUACUGAAAUUAAUAUGUUUUUAUAAAACACUAAGAUAGACUAAAAAGUUCACACUGAUAUUUAAUUUCUCUUCUUUUCUUCUUCACAAAUGUUAGAAGAUGUACAUAUUAUAUCUCUUAUUUAAACAAAUUAUAUAAAAUGUGUGAAAUACUCAUAUUUUUUAUAUAAAUAGUUAACAAAUAAGUUUAUUGUCUUGUACAAAUCGAAAAGGGAGGUAGUUUGAACUAUAAGGAAUGUAUUAAGUGAUUAAAGAAUAAUAAGAAUAAGUUUAUGAUAUCAAAUAUAAAAUUUUGCUAAUAACAAAAAUGUUUAUCAUUAGUACAGUAUUAAAUACAAAAUACACUGUAACUAUUUCUGGUAUUGUCUAUUGCAUGGAUACAUUCUUUGUGAAAACCCUUAAAGGAAUAUGAAUUAAAUUAUAGUAUAUACAGUCUUAAUUAAUAUUAAUUUACGGUAUUUGUACAUAAAGCAGGAAUUGUGCAAAUGUACGGCCUAAUUUUUUAGAUUAUAUUUCGAUUUUUUUUUCAUUAAUAAUCUACAAAAUGAUAUUUCACAUUAUUGUGCUAUCACGCAGUUGUAUUAUGAAAUAUGUAAGAUCUUUAUAUUACAUACUUUUAUUUUUAAAAGUGACACUAAAAUUUUAUCUGAUAUUGAUGUUAUUGAUAUAAAUUUAGAAACAGUCUUAAGAAAUUAUAUACUAAAGUGAAUUAUUUUAGAAUAAAAGAGAAAAUUAUUGUUUUGCAUCUAAAAAUAUUGUUGUAUAAAACUCAGAAAAUAUUAUACUAAAUGAACGAAAAGUUAAUAUAUAUUCGGAAUAAUAAAAAAUAAAUUUAUUAGAUAUUUUUAUUUGCAGAAGUAAAAGAACUUCAUUGUUUCAUGUAUAUAUCAAAAAUUAUUAUUUAAAGAUGAUAUUAAAUUAUAUUUGUAAAUUAUUCACAGAUAAAAAAGAAGUUCGUUAGAUCUUGUGAGUAGGUACAUAAAAUGAUUACUUAUAUAUUCUAAUAUUACUGUAUAUUGUAAAUGAUGCUAAGUGAUAUUGUUAAUAAUACCUAUGUUAAUAUUUAACGUAACAACAAAAAUAUUUUAUAAUUCCGUAAAUGACAUUCCAUUCUUAGCCAUGAAAAUACUUUAAUAUUAAAUCACGUGCGUAUAUGUGUGUAUAUAGUUACACACCUUAAAAAGUUUGCACUCGAAUAUGUAGUCAUUAACGCUAUUUUUCUUUUUGUAGCAAAUGAAAAAUGGUGUUGCUUUUUAUUGUAUAUUUUCAUUUAUAAUUAUAAUAAAUUGCAUAAUUAUUAA
This is a messenger RNA of Bombus pascuorum, 2523 nucleotides long. Its product is annotated as NECAP-like protein CG9132. The transcript is spliced from 3 exons. NCBI's taxonomy places the organism in Eukaryota, Metazoa, Arthropoda, Insecta, Hymenoptera, Apidae. Bases 148 to 882 code for a protein of 244 amino acids. Gene Ontology annotation, cellular component: membrane; clathrin vesicle coat. Gene Ontology annotation, biological process: endocytosis. The record is from RefSeq and is a predicted model, not a curated record.